Xiphophorus hellerii (green swordtail) is the source of this 6718-nucleotide messenger RNA. It is a transcript of the gene gabra1, whose product is annotated as gamma-aminobutyric acid type A receptor subunit alpha1. Bases 728 to 2113 code for a protein of 461 amino acids. The transcript is spliced from 10 exons. Gene Ontology annotation, biological process: monoatomic ion transmembrane transport. Gene Ontology annotation, cellular component: membrane. Gene Ontology annotation, molecular function: GABA-A receptor activity; extracellular ligand-gated monoatomic ion channel activity. The record is from RefSeq and is a predicted model, not a curated record. NCBI's taxonomy places the organism in Eukaryota, Metazoa, Chordata, Actinopteri, Cyprinodontiformes, Poeciliidae.
AAGAACAUCCUCUUGCCCUGGUGUAAACCUGGGUGAAAGCGGGGGAUAUGUUUUCCUAAAAAUUCUGGAGGUGAUUUUUUUCCAAGCUUGUGCGCGCCUAUCCAAACCGCAACCCGUUUCGGUUUAAGUGUUAUUUGGGCGUUAGUGUAAGUAUGUGUAGAAUUUUGCCUCGUUGGAAAUCAUCACGUACGAGUCAGGGAGACAGAGUGGUAAUCUAGCUGAAAAUGUAAGAGGAUUUUUCUAUCCAACAUCCGCUGAAAAUAGAUUAGGAGGACAGCAAUGGAAGUUAAAUUGUGCUGCAUAUAAAAUGGGCGGGCUUGUCAUUAUGUUACAUUGGCACGGCAUAUUCUAAAAUGAAAUAUUCUGCCUUAGGACGUGGGGAUAUUCUGUUCCGCUUCGUUUUGGGAAGCGCAAUCAGUGCAUUCAGCCAUUCAGCGUUCAUUAGACUAGAUAUGCUAGUUUGGUGAAACAUUUCUGUUGCCGACAGACUGAGAGUUGAACUCACUACACUACCACCAAUGAACAGUGAGAGAGACCUGCGCAUAUCGUCAGCAGCCGCUUCUUCAGCCUCAAGCUAAAAUUCGUCAGAUCUGAGAUCACAGAGGAAAUUUUUCACAUUCCGUCCGACUUGAAAAAAAAAAGAAAUUUGCAAAAAGUUACAGGAUAUAGUCAGUGGACAUCAAAUGCACCCGGGUUCAUCUGCUUGAAAGGUCCUCAUAUUUCAACUAUGUGUGGACAGAGCAGGGUGGCCUCUCUGUGUCUGUGGACUUGUUUACUGGUCACAAGCAGCGUACUGACUGGGAAAAGCUCUGGGCAGAAUGGCAUGACAGACGAGCAGAAAGAUAACACCACAGUGUUCACCAAAAUCUUAGACAGCCUUCUAGAUGGCUAUGACAAUCGCCUCAGGCCAGGACUCGGAGAGCGUGUAACUGAAGUCAAGACUGACAUUUUUGUGACUAGUAUUGGACCAGUUUCGGACCAUGACAUGGAGUACACCAUUGAUGUUUUUUUCAGACAGAGCUGGAAAGAUGAAAGGUUAAAGUUCAAAGGGCCCAUGGCCGUGUUGCGCCUCAACAACCUGAUGGCCAGCAAGAUCUGGACCCCGGAUACUUUCUUCCACAAUGGCAAGAAGUCAGUGGCCCACAACAUGACCAUGCCGAACAAGCUUCUACGAAUUACAGAGGAAGGCACACUGCUUUACACCAUGAGGCUUACAGUGAGAGCAGAAUGCCCUAUGCAUCUGGAAGACUUCCCUAUGGAUGCCCAUGCUUGUCCCCUGAAAUUUGGCAGCUAUGCCUAUACCAGAGCAGAGGUGGUGUAUGUGUGGACCAGAGGGGCUGCUCAGUCUGUAGUGGUGGCAGAGGACGGCUCCAGGUUAAACCAGUAUGAUCUGAUGGGGCAGAGUGUGGAUUCUGGUGUGGUGCAAUCAAGCACAGGAGAGUAUGUUGUGAUGACAACCCACUUCCUCCUGAAGAGGAAAAUUGGUUACUUUGUGAUCCAGACAUAUCUACCCUGCAUCAUGACAGUGAUCCUCUCCCAAGUGUCCUUCUGGCUCAACAGAGAGUCUGUCCCUGCCAGAACUGUCUUUGGAGUGACCACUGUCCUGACCAUGACUACUCUCAGUAUAAGCGCCAGGAACUCUCUCCCUAAAGUGGCCUACGCCACAGCUAUGGACUGGUUCAUCGCCGUCUGCUACGCCUUCGUCUUCUCUGCCCUCAUUGAAUUUGCCACAGUCAACUACUUCACCAAGAGAGGUUAUGCUUGGGAUGGAAAAAGUGUAGUCCCUGAGAAGCAAAAGAAGAAGAAAGAGUCUCUCCUGAAGAAAAACAACACAACGGCCUACCCGCCUACCACUUCUACACCCUUCGCACCCAAUCCUGCCAGGAACCCGGGAUUAGCCACAAUCGCCAAAAGCGCUCCUCCACCCCCAGAUGAGCCCAAAGAGGAGCCGAAGCCCAAACCCCCUGAGGCCAAGAAGACCUUUAACAGUGUGAGCAAGAUAGACCGGAUUGCCAGAAUAGCCUUCCCCCUGCUCUUUGGAACCUUUAACUUGGUCUACUGGGCAACCUACUUGAAUAAGAAGCCCAAAUUGCAGGGGGUCAAUCACACCUAAUUCAUCUUUUUGUCUUUUUGAUUUAUUUUUUUUCUUAAUCCUUUUACAAAAAAGUGGUUAUUUUGAGAUAAACAUUGCGUCCACUCUGGUUUGAAUACCCAGUUGUUGCAUUGCUUCUGUGUUUACCUAAAUUUUGAAGAUUUCAAAAGAAACACAAUAUAUAUAAAAAAAUAAAAAAAAAUACAUAAAUUCAGAGUUUUGAAAGGGUAUCGUUCAGGUCUAAGAGGAUGCUACUACAAAAUGCUACUAAAAAUAUCUAGCCAAGAGAAUGCUAUUCUACCACUUCAUAGCCCAAGUUUUUCCUGAGGCAGUGUUUUCGUUUGUUUUCUUGCUUAACUAUCUCCCUUUUUGUUUCUUUGUUUUCUUUAACCUAUUUUAAAACAUGGAAUUACAGACAGUAAAGAGGCAUCUGUGAAUAUGCAUGGGCAGGAAAUUUUAUGAUUUCUAUUCAUUUAUUCAAAAAUUAGACCCGUGUUGACUGAUGGCUUGGGUUAUUUGAUGUCACCAGUGUAACGCUCAUUCUUUCUCAAAUAUAUCUUCCAUUCUAGGUAGAAUGUUUAUUAGAUUGUGUCAUUCUUGAAAAAAAAUAUUUCAUUGUUUCUGCAAUAGCAAUAAAACAUGUCUCAGUGGACACAGUUUAUUUAGAGGACAAAACAUACAAAGUUUAAAUCAUCUGUGCUCAGAACUGAAGAUAUAUGGAUUUAAUUUCACUGCAUUGUAAAUACUAUCAAGUGUUAGAGAUGUCUUUAUUAUGAUUAAGCUUUGCAAAGUGUAACUAACGGGGUUUUAACUGCAUCAACGGAAAGGUAAACUCUUUCAUUUGGUUCCUCAUUCUGAUUCUUUUUACAAAUGGAGCAUAAACUGAGUUCAUUCAUUUCUGAGUGACUGUUUCUCACCUAAUCUACAUUUCAUGCUAAAUCGGUUUAACUGAAUUUAAACACUAUUCAGCUGGGUGGUUGUGACCACACCAAAAGAAUCAAUAAAAUCCUUUCUAAUGAUGGCAAGUUGUAGGCAACAAUCUAGAACCAUUGCAAAUUCUCGGAAUUAAACAUGGCAUCUAGUUUAUUUCAUAUUUUUGUUUACCUUUUGUUUUAGUUGGAGUCUUUAGGUUGGGGCCUCCUUUGCUAAUACAGCAUUUGUAGAAAAGUUUAGUUAGCAUGUGGUGGGGCACAUUGAGAUGGAGGAGAAGUGCCUUUAUCAUUUCCAGAAUUCAAGCUGUGAUGGAUUUGUAGAUGGGCGGCACAUCUUUAUUUUCCAUCCCACUGAAUCCCCACGCUGACCACGUUUACUACAGUUUCCAGAUUCACUGGAAAGAAAAUUGAGAUAUAAUACUCAGAAAGUACCAGCUACACUGCCUUUCAGUAUCACAUGCCCCGUUUGGAGUCAUUUUGUUGCUGCUUGUUUGGUGAGCAACAGCGAGAGACAGGGACAGAGAACGAAAGAGACAAAAGGGGGAAAAAGACAAUGAAUUGAAGUGGCACUGUAAUCUUAGGUUAGCCGGCGCUGUGUUUCGCAAAGAGGACUUGUCUUGUAGUUUAACAAGAUAGUGCUGAAGAUGAAUAUAUUUUUGUAGCAUGAUGUCAAUCCCUCUUCCAAACAACAUGGAAACAACGUGGAAAGAAUGUUUUCGUUUGGGUUUGAACAUUGCUUGCUUCUUUUUCUUCUUUUAAAUUAAAAACGACAGGCUUUUAGGAAAUGCUUCUCCUCUGACGUGACAUGUAAAGGUUUCUAAACAGUCCAAUUUUUAAUUAUGUUGAUGUAGCAAUAUUAGUAAGGGCUUUUCUUAGGACCUGAACCUGACACUCAGUCUGGGGGUGAUAUCCAUUGUAGCUUUACACUGACCCACCUAUACUUGUAGUUUCAUUUGUGCUGGGCAUGGACAUGUAUUAAAUACUUUUGAUAUGUGGGUAGAAAUACCAGGCUUUAUGUAACCAUCUUGCUUUGUGAAGCCUUUGGCUUCAAUUCUGACCUUCUUUGACAAAAUGUAGAGUACCACAGCGCUGCUUUGUGGAUCCUCAGUGUGCUGUGCUGAAUGUAUUUUACAUGGAAUUGAAUUAAGCCACACACACAUAUAAGAACAGUGGAAGGCUAUUUCUUGCAAAACAUCAAUACCCCUUGAACAUUUUUACAUUUUCUUGUGCUAGGAAACUUUAAGGCAUUCCUCGAGACUUUACAUGAUAGACCAGCACAAUGUAGUGCAUAAUUUUCAAAUAAAAGGAAAGUGACAUGAUUUUAUUUAAAGUCUGACAUGCAUUUGUAUUCAACCUCCCCAAAAUUAAUAUUUUGUAAAAUGUUUUAGGGUAUGUCUCUACUAGAUCUGCAUAUAGAGACAAUUUCUUUUCAACUCCUUUUUGCAAAAUAGUUAAAGAUUAAUCAGAAUGGAUUAUGAGUGUCUAUGAAAAGCAAUUUGCAGUCUUGCCACAGAUACUUGGAGCAUCCAGCCAACUCUGGAGUACUUUUGCAUUCAAUUAGCUUUUCUUCCUCUACUAUUGCAAUUUAUUUUUUCAACUACUCUGACCAUCUUCCCACAUUUUUCAGGAGAAAUAGAUCCUCACAUCACAAUGUGAGGAUGUAAAGAAGUUACUGCCAUAACCAUGUUUCACCGUGGUUAUGGCAUAGAUUUUACUCCAACCUUUUCCCGGACCCACCUGUUGUGUUCCUUGUGUUCACUAAUAUUCUGAGGCCAAACCUCCAAGGCCUUCACAAACAGCUUGGUUUGUAAUGACAUUAAAAUACACAGGUGAAGUCUGUUUGCCAAUUAGACGGCUCCUAAAAUAAAUUGGCUGCACUGGAUUGUGUUUAGGGUAAUCAGAGUAAAGGGAGUUGAAUGCUUUUGCAUAACACAAAAUAUUUCUUGGUAACAAAUAACUGUUAUAUUCUGCUUCAAAAAUGUGACACUUGUGUUCAUCUAUCACAUGAAGUCUUAUUGAAAUACAUUAAAGUGCGUGGUUGCUAUGUGACAAACUGUGGAAAGGUUUAAGGUGUAUGAACACUUUGCAGGGGAUUACAUUUUUGUGUUGUGCUGUUAAAAGAUCACAUUGCUGCCAGAAGGAAUCCGAAGAAGAGAUUAGUGCUUUCUCUAUUAUAUUUGCAUCACGGUUAUGAUCACUACUAAAUUUAUCCCUGAAUGAAACACUUUAGCAAGCAUAUGCAGGCAGUCCACUGUUCACGGCCACUUUACCUACAUGCAGAGGGUCAAGGGAUGUAAGGUUCAGGAUACAGAGUUGUACAAAGAUUUUAGAAUUCUAAAAAAAUGUAUUUAUGUUUAUUAUCAUGAAGAAAUAUAUAUAUAUACAUAGAUAUACAUAUGUAAAAUACAUAAACAUACAGCAUUUGAUUAUAUUAUUGAAGAUAUUAGAAGAGAAGUUGAUGAAUAUUGUUUGUAUUAUCAAUUUAUUGUUAUGCAUUUUGCACAUUUAAAAAGAACAAUAACAUUACAUUUAUGUAGUUGGCUUCGUGCUAUGCAAGGACAACUUUGAACUGCUUCAUUGACCUUCUUCUCCAUAACCAUUAAGCUUUAGAUUUACAAAUUAUAAUGAAAAGAAAAUAGCUUAGCUUUUAUACCAGCUAUUAGCUUGUUUUUUUUUCCUUCCAACAAUGGCCAUACAGGGUGACAUUGAAGAACACAGUGGAUUAUCUCUUUUGUUUGUGCUUCAGAUUUGUCUUUGGUUGAGAGCAACAUGGCUUUUAUGGCCAAUUGCACUUUUUCUCCAGAGUUGUGCAAUAAAAGGAUUGAGCCGAUAAAGUCAGGAGCAAAACUGUAACAAGAUUUCUUUGUCUAAAAAUUUGUCUUCAAGUUCUAGAAUGAUUUCUUUUUUGUACAAAAAUGAAGGGAGGCAAACAUGUUUUCUUUUCCUUUUUUGUUUAAUAAAACAGUUCCUAUGUUAUUUACUUAAUUUCCUAAAUCAAAAAUACUUUUAAAUCCAACAUAGUUUUUGACCUUAAAUGUUAAAAUGAGAGAAUAAAUGUGAAUUUUCUACAGCUUGAACGUUUUCCACCAGAAGCAUAGUAUUCAAAGAGGGGAAAAAACAAAGAUUAAAUACCAUGUCUGAGUAUAUAUUAUUGUCUUUUUUUGCCAGGUCUGGUUUUGUUACAUUUCAGAAUGUGAAACAUAAGACACAGUACAGUCAUGAGCUUCCUAUUACCUUCACUCAUUUCAUUAUGUAAAUAUCACAUAUUUACAGGUCCAUGGCGGUUUUCAUCAUUACAAACAUGCUUUCCAACAAUGAGUCUUUUGGUUAUUCCUAGAUUCCUACUGGAAUAUUUUUUUUCUUGUAUUUUUAUCAAACAUAAUAUAUUCUAAUUUUCACUGAAAAGAACUUCAAAUGUAGUAAUUUUCUAAAGCACAAAAGGUCGAUUAGGGUGAAUGAAAACAGAACAAGAUUGAAUCUGUAUGGACAUUAUAAACACAAAAUGCACACAAGCUCACACAUCCACAUGCAGUACAUAUGCUGGUAGUUCAGUGAUACUGAUAGAGGGUUGUGAUUGAUGUAGAUGAUUUGGUAACCUUCUGUAAAUGUUCUCUUUUUGUUUCUUUUGGUUAUGAUAUGGCCCUGUAAAUCCUGAUUCUCUGCAUUAGUCUUUAAAUAAAAAGAAAACAAAUGA